GCCACUUGUGUCCCUUCCAACUUAUAUAUAUACAUAUCAUAGCUACUCCAACUCCCAUAAAUCAAAAUUUGGGUUAACCGUUAACCUCUCAGAUUAAGGGAUUGCAAAAAGGCAGAAAUGAAGAUGAAGAUUGUGAUCAAAGUGCCACUGCAUAAAGAGAAGGAUAAAUCCAAGGCCAUGAAGAUUGUUGUGGCUGAAGAAGGAGUGAUCUCGGUGAGUAUCGGAAAAGAUAACGAUCAGCUUGAAGUGGUCGGAGAAGGGGUUGAUUCUGUGUGUUUGGCAAAAUCUCUUCGGAAGAAAUUUUGUUUUGCUGAUAUUUUAAGCGUUGCAGAAGUGAAGCCGGAGAAGAAGUCACCGGAAAAAUGUCAGCUGCCAUUUUGUAUGUUCCCGCCGCCGCCUUGCCAACCUUUCUACGAGCGCCACUAUUAUGAUGAUCCUGGAAAUCCUAGUUGUUGCGUUAUGUAAAUCAAGUUGUGUAUUAAUUCUUCCAAAAUUAAACAUUUGUAUUAUUAAUUUGUAACAUGAGAAUCUCAGUUUGAACUUUUAAUUGUAUGAUUUUAGUUACUUGAA
This is a messenger RNA of Salvia splendens (bonfire salvia), 570 nucleotides long. Its product is annotated as heavy metal-associated isoprenylated plant protein 47. The transcript has 3 exons. Lineage: Eukaryota; Viridiplantae; Streptophyta; Magnoliopsida; Lamiales; Lamiaceae. The record is from RefSeq and is a predicted model, not a curated record. Gene Ontology annotation, molecular function: metal ion binding. The coding region runs from base 118 to 465 and encodes 115 amino acids.